Perca fluviatilis (European perch) is the source of this 1216-nucleotide messenger RNA. Its product is annotated as trypsin-like. Gene Ontology annotation, biological process: proteolysis. Bases 65 to 862 code for a protein of 265 amino acids. The transcript has 5 exons. The record is from RefSeq and is a predicted model, not a curated record. NCBI's taxonomy places the organism in Eukaryota, Metazoa, Chordata, Actinopteri, Perciformes, Percidae. Gene Ontology annotation, molecular function: serine-type endopeptidase activity.
GGCUGCAGUGGUUCAGCUGCUGGUACAGUAUGGUGUAGGAUAACGACCUUAAACCUCCACAGCUAUGAUGAGCCUGCUCAUGUGUUUAUGUUGUGUGCUACUGGACCUCACAGCAGUCCACAGCCAUGUGCUCAUGCAGGGCCGUAUAGUAGGUGGUCACACCGCUGCACCAAACUCCAUCAAAUACAUUGUGUCACUGCAGAGCACCCGGGGCCAACAUUUCUGUGGUGGAUCACUGGUUCACAGGUACUGGGUGCUGACAGCAGCGCACUGUAACAUCGGGGCAGAGCACAUGAUGAUAGUGGCGGGCGACUACAUUGUUAAUACCUUUGAGGGUACUGAGCAGUACGCUAAACCCCACAGGCUGGUCACCCAUCCCCACUACAACAGGAGCACCAACAAUGCUGACAUCAUGCUCAUUAAGUUGCGGGCCCCCAUGGUGCUGAACAAAUACGUCUCGCUGGCACCUCUCCCCAGGCAAGGGACAGGAGUGUUUGAAGGCUUGGUGUGUCGGGUGUCCGGGUGGGGCUACAACAAUCUAGAUGGAGGCCAGGCCCCCUUCACCCUGAGGACGGUCACAGUACCCAUUGUUUCAUCUGCAAGGUGUAACAGCAGUGAAUCCUUUAAUGGAAACAUCACGGCAAACAUGAUCUGUGCUGGCUACAGGACUGGAGGAAAAGAUGCAUGCAAGGGAGACUCUGGCGGGCCACUUGUGUGUAGGGGGUGUGUCUACGGCGUGGUCUCCUGGGGCAACGGCUGCGGUGAUGCUAAGUUUCCAGGAGUCUACACGGCUGUGUCCAAAUUCCGCCGGUGGAUAGACCAAACCAUCUACGGGUCAUAUCUACGCUGUACCAAAUACUGAUGAAGAUAAUGAUACAACUAAGAUAAUGAAAGUAGCCAUUUCUGCAGAAAAAAUUAGUCAUUCCCCUGAAAACCUUUGUGCUGACAUGGACCAAAGGUGGUUCUGUGGAAAAUAUGCAGAGCUUCCUCUGACUCACUGCUCUAAUUAUUCUGAAAAUGUUUUCCAUACCAAUAUAAUGGUGAUGCAGCUCAUAUUCUCAAAUAAUCUAGCUGUAGCUGGUCUCUGCCUGCUACAGCCAUCGUAAUAUCCACUACAGUGGGCACUUUAUAAGCCUUCUGUAUAUGUAAUCCAGUAAUGUGAAGUUCAUAACAUGUAAAAAAAAUACUAUUUUAUUGCAAUAAAUGUUCAAAUAUA